AUGUCGCGCCCGCUGAAGCAUAGAGAUAUCGCCUGCACUCGCUGUUUCCGCCUCAAGCGGAAAUGUGACCAUGCAAAGCCAUCCUGUGGCGAAUGUCGCCGCAAAGGCGCGGAGUGCUUGCCGGCCAGAUCGCGGAAGUCGGGAGAUAACAUCACCAUCCCGCUGGAUUACUUGAGACAACUUGAAGAGCGGGUGGCUGAGAUGGAUCGUCGGCCUAGCACUAUCGAAGCUCACGUGAAGAUGUGCGAUGCUGCUGUUCAGACCGAUUUUGGAGACCUUGAAGCGUGCAAUGAUUCGAGUCAGUUCUUGGCUGGCCAAGAUUUGUAUCACAAUAACGAUGCAUCCCUCAUGCUGUUGUCUGGAUUGCAGUCUCCAAAUCAACGAUUUACACGAUCACCUCUGUCUUUCUCGCCGGACACAUUGUCUUUCUUGACCAGUGCAACUUUUGACUUUCCUUGGAUGGACACAACACCAUCAUAUCCAUUGAUCGAAGGAUCAUCCUGGUUGAAAGAGCAAUACACCAACUUAUAUUUCUCUGUCACACACCGCGAAUGGCCCUUCCUGAACGAAACAGCCUGGAAGUCUUGGCACAACGAAGUCAUCAUAGACGGACAAGAUGAAUGGCGACAAUUCUUUUUAAAUAUUGUAUAUGCAAUCGGGGCAUCCCUUUGCAGUACAAUACAGCGAGAUCCUUCACACUCAAUACGUUCGAAAGAGUUCUAUGCCUCGGCAAUGCGAUUUUACCCGCACGUCGUGGGGCAUUCGUCUAUGGUUCUGCAGAUCCAGGCUUCAUUGCUUAUGAUUCUUUACGCUUUGCAUUCACCUUCUUCGGAGGAGAUUACGACUAGUGUUUCUUCCAUCGUACCGUUCUGUACGGCUGCGAUGGCGGAGAUCCGAAAGCAUGCGUCGAUCUGCCGAGAUAAUGGGUCGAUGACUGAGACUGAUGAGGUUUUGUCGGAGAAAAUGUUCAUCACUUGUUACAUGCUGAAUGAAAUUAUUGUGUCUGGGUGGGAUCGACCUGUUUCAGCUGCGUAUAGAGUUGUCGACGAUGAUAUGUGCAUAUUAGGCGACACACUCCAACCACCGCAAGAUGUAAACCCCGCCUUAAGUCAUCUAUUCCGCCUACGCAAAAUCCAAGCAAGCAUCAGAAGAUCGAAAGAGAACUGGCGUCGAAGCCCACUCAUCAAACAUGAUACAAGCCACAACUCUUCAUCCUCUUUCAAAUCGGCGCUUGAUAUCUGGCGGCAGGAAAUCCCACGAUAUGGAUCCAAUAAUGUUCAAUACGGCUAUUUGCACCCUAUAUGGAUGCGAAAGCUGUAUGAUUACAGUCUCUUGAUCCUGAUGGAAGGGAAGCGGAACUUUGUCGAGGACGGAGUGGAAGAGUUCCUCGCCGCGAUUGUGGAUGUCUGUCUCAAUUUCCGUAUAUUACAGGAAGAGGGCCAUGUAAUGUGUUACACCUGGUCUGCGCUUGUCUUCCAGUUUCGCGCGGGAACCAUGCUUUUGUAUAUUGCCUGGGCAACAAAAUCUAUGACUGAUACCCGCAAAGCCAUUGACGCCUGUGCGAUGAAUUUGGCUGGCUUUGUGGACCGUUGGACGGACGCCAUGCCGUAUAUGAGGGUUUAUGAGUUCCUAAGACAGAAGGUUAUGUGGGAUGUUGGUAUAGGCGAAGCUGAAACAGAUAAUAUGGUCUUGUUGGAGGAGGCUGAAUUGCAUUUGGAGCAAUUGAAGAAGGGAUACUUGCAUAGAGCGGUCUUGGGGAUGGUUGAGGAUAUUAUGUUUGGGGGAUCUAUUCAAGUGUUUCCCGAAGAAGUGUAA
Molecule: messenger RNA, 1815 nt
Organism: Penicillium arizonense
Lineage: Eukaryota; Fungi; Ascomycota; Eurotiomycetes; Eurotiales; Aspergillaceae
Product: Zn(II)2Cys6 transcription factor
Exons: 3
Coding region: 1-1815 (604 amino acids)
Biological process (GO): positive regulation of transcription by RNA polymerase II
Molecular function (GO): sequence-specific DNA binding; zinc ion binding; DNA-binding transcription factor activity, RNA polymerase II-specific
Source: RefSeq, a predicted model, not a curated record